CGCAUCUCUGCAGACCUCAAACGAUCCCCACGAGUUCGCUCUAUGGGGUCGCAGGGGCCACAGGAGACCAGCAGCCCCUUUCCGGGUCCCCGUCCGGAGUGGCCAGUGCAGCGGCUACUUCGCGCUCUGCACCGAGGCCGGCUGACCCCAAGCCGGGGCAGCACAGGAAGAAGACGUGUGGCCACACCGAAGGCGGGAGGCCUCCCGCGGCCGCAGCAAGCCGAUCUCGUGACAGGACGGCGGCCGGGUCCGCCUCGCACGCCCUCUGGCCGGUGGGGCGAGGGGGGACGCCAGGCCGAGCCACACCCUCGGUCAGCCGCAGUCCUCCCGUUCCUCCUCCGCGGCCUCCCAGAUCCCCCUCGCCCCCCAACCGGACGCCGCAGCAUCCCAGCCCGACCCGGGUCGCCGCCACCGCGGGGCUCACCAUCCUGUCACCGGGAUUCCGUUCAGUCACCACGAACGCCGCUGCCCUCUUCCUCAGGCACCUCGCUGACCCGCCCACUUCUUCCGCCACCAAUGAGACGACGAGUUUGCGAGAGACUGUCCUACGGCGGCCCGUAAGGGUCUUUCCCCGUCAGAGAAAAAAAAACGUGUUUGGGAAAGCAAUUCAAACUCUAUCACGAGUGAGCGAUGAACUGUGGCUAGACCCGUCUGAAAAAGGUCUUGCUCUGAGAUCUGUGAAUUCUUGUCAUUCCACAUAUGGCUACGUCCUGUUCUCGUCUGUGUUUUUUCAACAUUAUCAAUGGUCCCCCUCAGCCACGAUAACAGACAGUGACAUACCACUGAAUUUAAAUUGCAAACUGGCAAUAAAGUCAAUCCUGCCAAUCUUUAGAUGUCUGAAUUACCUUGAAAGAAGCAUAGAGAAGUGUACAAUGGUCGCCAGAUCGGACAGAUGCAGAGUCGUCAUCCAGUUCUUCGGCAGGCAUGGUAUUAAAAGAACUCACAAUGUGUAUUUCCAAGACUGCCAGCCCUUGAAAAUUCUCUUUGAAAAGAGCUUGUGUGCGAACAUCCUGAUGAUUAAACCAAGACUGCUGGCUGAGGCCAUUGCUCUUCUAACAUCGAAUCAAGAGGAAGUCACCUUCUCCGUUACCCCAGAGAAUUUCUGCCUCAAGAGCUCGAGUGGGGAAUCACUGGAUUUAACCAGCUCUGUGUACAGUGAGAUGUCUUUUGGCCCGGAAGAGUUUGACUUCUUUCAGGUUGGACUUGAUACCGAGAUAACCUUUUGCUUUAAAGAACUGAAGGGGAUCCUCACCUUCUCAGAAGUGAUGCACGCACCCAUUGCCAUCUACUUUGACUUUCCUGGAAAACCAGUUGUUCUGAGUGUGGAAGACAUGCUCUUGGAGGCGAGCUUUAUCCUGGCCACCUUAUUGGACUAUCCAAGUAGAACAUCUUCACCACAGUCACUGCGCCUUUCCCAGGCACGAAGGUCAGACCCCACACUGUCCGGUGCUCAGGAGGGUAAAAGCCGAGUCAGCCAGACCCCAGAGAGCAUCUCUCGAGCAGCGCCCAAAAGGCUGUUUCCCAAGGAUCCUCCUGACAGCAGCUCUGCAGCAGAGACCAGGAGAGCCAGCGCCAGCCAGGAUGACAUCUCCGAGGUGCCUGAGAGUGUUGUCAGUGAUAUGGAGGAAGGGCAAAGUCCCUCACCCCUCAGAAAGUUUUCCUGCAUGUUCUUUGGAGCAGUAUCUUGUGAACAGCAAGAGCAUGCCAACCACCCCUUGGGCAGUCUGGCAGUAGCAAGCGACAGUGAACAGGACGCGAGUGGAUGAACGUCCACGCUAAGGCUGUAAUAGCCACACCGGGCGCUUGGCUCCCUGAAGGCCAAGGGGAAACUGAGCAAACUGUCCCAGGAUGCCCUGGAGACAGUGUCUCUGCUCUUGCCAGGAUCACUGUGCACUAAAAUCUGUGUCACUUGGGGGACAGAGCUGGCCGCACAAGGAUGAGCCAUCGGGGUUAGAUGCCACUGUUUAACCCUGCAGCCUUGGCAUGUCCCCUGUGGAUCCCUAAGGCAGACUUCCCUCAGCAUCUGGGUGAGGUGGAGCUUCUGUACCUGACAGCAGCCUUCCAGCUUAUGUGAGACCUGACAGGCUUUGUUCAGUGUUGUUUUUCAGAGUAGAGAAAAGGUGGUGAAUAAAAGACAUACAGUUAACUUCA
This is a messenger RNA of Rattus norvegicus (Norway rat), 2151 nucleotides long. The record is from RefSeq and is a predicted model, not a curated record. Lineage: Eukaryota; Metazoa; Chordata; Mammalia; Rodentia; Muridae.